AUGGCUUCCUGGAACGACCGCACCGUUACGAACGAGCACAUCCUUCCCUAUGUCGAUUCCAAGACAGCCCCGCCCGAGGUUGCAGCCGCACUGAACACUCUGCCAUUUGAGCGCAACGUGUUCAAGCUCCUCGCCAAUGCGCCCAUCUUCUUCCCGACUUUCAUGAAGCUCUUGAGCCUCUGCUGGCACGCCGACCGCGAGCUCCGUGCCACCGACUGGCAGAUCAUCGUCCUGCGCACGGCCGCCACCCUGGACGCGCCUUAUGAAUGGGAUGUGAAUGCGCCCGUUGCCAAGGUGCUUGGCUUCAGCGAACAGCAGUUCGAUGCUCUGCGGAACCGCUCGCAGCCCGUUCCUGCCGAGCUGUUCACUAAGCGCCAAGUCUUGCUCACGCGCUUUGUUGACGAGAUCAACAGCCCCGGCGCGACCCGCGUAUCGGAGCCGCUCAUGCAGGAACUGAAGUCUGUUUUUGGCGACACGGCUGUAGCCGAGAUGUUUUUCACCCACUCUGUUUAUGCGUUCUUGGCGAGGUAUAUGAACAGUGCCAAGAUUGACUUCGACCCCCCGAUUCCUGGGCUCGAGGACAUGCUGCGCAAGUUCAAUGCUGCCGCUAUUGAGAAGGAAAAGACUUUCACGGAUUAG
This is a messenger RNA of Lasiodiplodia theobromae, 639 nucleotides long. RefSeq lists its product as uncharacterized. Bases 1 to 639 code for a protein of 212 amino acids. Lineage: Eukaryota; Fungi; Ascomycota; Dothideomycetes; Botryosphaeriales; Botryosphaeriaceae. The transcript is spliced from 2 exons. The record is from RefSeq and is a predicted model, not a curated record.